Uranotaenia lowii is the source of this 1617-nucleotide messenger RNA. It is a transcript of the gene eIF3j, whose product is annotated as eukaryotic translation initiation factor 3 subunit J. The coding region runs from base 166 to 885 and encodes 239 amino acids. The transcript has 6 exons. The record is from RefSeq and is a predicted model, not a curated record. Gene Ontology annotation, cellular component: eukaryotic translation initiation factor 3 complex; cytoplasm. Lineage: Eukaryota; Metazoa; Arthropoda; Insecta; Diptera; Culicidae. Gene Ontology annotation, molecular function: translation initiation factor activity.
CCUUAAUGCCAAUAAGAAAAAAAGUGUGGCGAGAAGAAAAAUCACCACGACGAAACUUUCCUUCUUUGUGAUUUUGGCAUCGAAAAUUCCGAAAUUUAGUUGCUAAGUGCGCACAAACCUUACUUCCGCAGUAACGAGUAGGUGCAGCAGCUUCCGGUUUCUAAAAUGGAGGAAGAUUGGGAGCAACUAAGUGAAAGAGAAAAUGUACCCAUUCCCGUCAAGAAGGUCGAUGCCAAUAAAUGGGAUGGUGAGGAUGAGGAGGACGAAGUGAAAGAUAGUUGGGAAGAUGAGGACGAGGCCGAGGAGAAGAAAGAUGAAGAGAAGAUAGAAACCCCUAAGCAGCCGAAAAAAACUUUGCAACAAAAAAUUCUGGAAAAAGAGCAACAAAAACAAGCCGAACUCGAAAGGCGGAGGCUCGAAAAGGAGCAAGAAGAUAUGACCCCUGAGCAGAAACUUGCUGAGAAAUUUCGCAUCCAGAAGUUGCAAGAAGAGUCGGACCUCAAAAAUGCCAUGGAAACAUUUGGUGUGACCAGCCUUGCCGGUGGAAUCGAUGGAAUGCAUCCGACCAGCAAGGAAGAGUUUGUUGAAUUUGCUGAUGCCAUCACGAAAAAGCUCUCCAACUACAAAAAUGACCCCGAGUAUUCAAACUUCCUGGAAGAUCUGGUUACGAAACUAUUUGCAACGAUGCCAUCUAAUACUAUUCGGAAAGUGAAAGGAACCCUUGAUAAUUUGUAUUUGGAGAAGCAAAAGUUGGAGAAGGGAGAUAAACCGAAAAAGCUCAAGGGUGGCAAGAUAAAGGCCAAACUAAAGUUGGAGGGCGAAAAUCAAACCCUCAACGAAUACGCUACCCAGUACGACUAUGAUGAAUAUGACGAUUUUAUGUAACAUUCGUUCUAGAUACAAAAUUGAAUCCCCAGCUAGGCAGACUAAGCACGAGAGUUUGGUGAAAAAUAUACUUUUGUUCCACAAGUAGUAAUAGUUUGGCAUACAGAAAACAAAACAUUGUAAAUUAUAACGAAACAAUCUAACAUGAAACGUUCAGUAAUAAUGCAUAACUACACACAGCAAAGGUAUAAUCAAAUCAAAUGCAUAAUUUAAGUCGUUAAUUCUUCACAGCAUAAAUUUCCGCCGGUCGUUCAUGUUGGUUUCAGAGUUCUCUUACCUAAACCCAGCUUCAGUUCAGUUCAGAGUAGAAAUUUUUUUUCCUCGUAAUAUACAGCAAUCCUAUCCUGCCUGUAAAAGACCGUUAUGAUUGUGUAAAUGAAAUCGAAAUCAGCCUAAGCUCUACACUUAAUUAGCUGACCAGAAGACAAACGCAGAAGCAUGAUUAGCUUUGUUUAAAAUAAUCUAGGAAUUUUCAAUUAUUAUCGUUUUUCGAAUAAAAAUAAAACGUAUAAAGCCAUUCGAAAGCUUUGACUUUUAAUGAGACGCAAACAAACAGAAAAAAGUGGAAAACAGGGCGUAAGAUAGUAACAUAUAAUGUAACGCACCGCAUGUGUAAAUGCAACGUGCGUGUAGUGUAUGUAAUAUUACAAGAUUCAAUAUCUUUUCAACGAGUUGUCUGUUACUGUGUACAUAAAAGGGAAAACAAUAAAGCUGAGAAGGUUUGUCACUGGA